Pteropus alecto (black flying fox) is the source of this 785-nucleotide messenger RNA. It is a transcript of the gene PRCD, whose product is annotated as photoreceptor disc component. Lineage: Eukaryota; Metazoa; Chordata; Mammalia; Chiroptera; Pteropodidae. The record is from RefSeq and is a predicted model, not a curated record. Gene Ontology annotation, cellular component: photoreceptor outer segment membrane. The transcript is spliced from 2 exons. The coding region runs from base 359 to 505 and encodes 48 amino acids. Gene Ontology annotation, molecular function: opsin binding.
CUCCCUGCAGGUGCCUUUAAUGGCUUAAACCACUCGAUUGUGGUCAUUGUCGAACUCGCCCGUGCUUCUGUCUGGACUAUACACCCCGUGAGGGCCAGGCCCAAGUCUCAGCCAUAUCUACACCCAGAAUAGACUGAGGUGGAUUUACCCUGCACCGCGAGAGACAGCCUGGGGACAGCCUGGGCCCAGCCAGGUUAAUCGGUCUUCACAAGGUCAGACCCUUCUAAUCAGCUUGAGCCUCCUAAUCCAUCACUAGGAGGAGCCUCCGGACACACAGCAGCAGUUUGGGAGAGCUGGCAGGGGCCGCCCUGGCCUGCUUCUGCGGACUCUGUCUGGGAGGGGAUGGGGCAGCCGAGCCAUGUGCACCACGCUCCUCCUGCUCAGCACCCUGGCUAUGCUCUGGCGCCGACGAUUUGGCAACCGGGUUCAUCCAGAGCCCAGCGAAGUAGAUGGGGCAGUUAUGGGCAGCAGCUUGGAAGCAGACCCCCCGCCCGCAGGCAGGUAAGGCAGAAGAGUCUGCGGUGGAGGAGGGAGGGGGCUGCCGAGGAGGCCGCCGCUGUCGCGCCCGUCCACGCCUGGGGGUGUACGUGGGGUGUGCGCCCGCCUGCACUGAACGCCGACCCCUCGCCCCCGCUCCCUGUCUGCCUGGCGGCAGGCUCAGUGUUUUCUCCAGUUGGGAAGGGAGGCUCCCGGCCUCUUCCCUGGACCAAAGCUGCUGUGCCUUGCAGGUCCGAGGGUGCAGGGCGGUCCCCAGGGUCCCUUCUGUAGAAGGCUCUGGGGGUGUG